Messenger RNA from Vigna unguiculata (cowpea), 4014 nucleotides. The record is from RefSeq and is a predicted model, not a curated record. NCBI's taxonomy places the organism in Eukaryota, Viridiplantae, Streptophyta, Magnoliopsida, Fabales, Fabaceae.
AUGGUCAUGAUUGCUGCAAACGGCAAGACAUUGAAUGCACUCAAUAUCAGUUCAUUGUUUCCUUUGCAAAAUAUUCAACAUUUGGAUCUCAGCAACAAUGGUUUCGUACGGAGUCACAUCCCACAACUCAUUGCCUCACUUACCAACUUAAGAUAUCUCAAUCUCUCCUAUUCUCAUUUUGGUGGGAGCAUUCCUACCCAACUUGGAAGCCUUAGACAUUUAUUGUCUCUGGAUUUAAGUCACAAUUAUCUUCUCCGUGGAGAUAUCCCUUAUCAACUUGGAAGCCUUUCAAAUUUAACGUCUCUCGAUCUCAGUUAUAGUAAUCUUGAUGGUAAACUCCCUUGUCAAUUUGCAAAUCUGUCACAGUUGAGGUACCUUGAUCUUAGCGGAAAUUCCUUUUCUGGAGCACUCCCAUUCCAGGUUGGGAAUCUUCCUUUCUUGCACACUCUUAGACUUGGUGGAGAUUUUGAUGUCAAACCUAAGGAUGCAAGGUGGUUGUCUAAUCUCAGUUCCCUAACACAUCUUGCCUUCAAUGGUUUACAUAACCCUGAUUGGUUGCAAAUGAUUCAUAGUCCAAAGCUAAGAGAGUUGAGCAACAAUAAAUUGUCAGGGAAGAUUCCUGUGUCCACGGGCAGCCUCGUUAAAUUGGAAGUCUUGGUUUUACGAGACAAUAACCUAAUGGGUGAAUUAGCUUCCACUUUGAAGAAUUGCAGCAAUUUAAUUAUGUUGGAUGUGGCUGAAAAUAUGUUUUCUGGCCCAAUACCAUCAUGGAUAGGAGAAAAAUCCAUUCUCGGAUUGAACAAUAGCACAGAAAUAAAGUGCAUUGAGAGGGAGAGACAGGCACUCCUCAACUUCAAACAUGGCCUCAUAGAUGACUAUGGCGUGCUGUCUACAUGGAGCGAUGAAGACAACAGUCGAGAUUGUUGCAAAUGGAAAGGCAUUCAAUGCGACCAUCAAACAGGUCAUGUAAGCUUCCUUCGUCUCCGUGGUUCGGAUACACAAUAUUUGAGAGGUGCACUCAAUAUCACUUUAUUGUUUGCCUUGCAAAAUAUUCAACAUUUGGAUCUCAGCUACAAUCUUUUUGAAUGGAAGGAGAUCCCACAACUCAUGGGCUCAUUAACCAACUUAAGAUAUCUCAAUCUCUCCUAUUCUCAUUUUGGUGAGAGCAUUCCUACCCAACUUGGAAGCCUUACACAUUUAUUGUCUCUGGAUUUAAGUCACAAUUAUCUUCUCCGUGGAGAUAUCCCUUAUCAACUUGGAAGCCUUUCAAAUUUAACGUCUCUCGAUCUCAGUUAUAGUAAUCUUGAUGGUAAACUCCCUUGUCAAUUUGCAAAUCUGUCACAGUUGAGGUACCUUGAUCUUAGAGGAAAUUCCUUUUCUGGAGCACUCCCAUUCCAGGUUGGGAAUCUUCCUUUCUUGCACACUCUUAGACUUGGUGGAGAUUUUGAUGUCAAACCUAAGGAUGCAAGGUGGUUGUCUAAUCUCAGUUCCCUAACACAUCUUGCCCUCAAUGGUUUACAUAACCCUGACGCGUUGCAAUUGAUGAUUCAUAGUCCAAUGCUGAGAGAGUUGAGGCUAGUUGACUGUUCUCUUUCAGAUCCCCAUAUUCAUUCUCUGUUUUAUUCACCUUCCAACUUUUCCAAUUCUCUUACCAUCCUUGACCUUUCUGAUAAUAUGCUCACAUCCUCAACAUUUCAAUUACUGUCUAACUUUAGCCUUAAUCUUCAAGAGCUUUAUCUUUCUCAAAAUAACAUUGUUUUCUCAUCUCCUGUCUUCUCAACCUUUCCUUCUCUUGUGACCCUUGACCUUUCCUAUAAUAAUAUGACAUCAUCAGUCUUUCAAGGUAGUUUCAACUUCAGUUCAAAACUUCAAAAUCUUUAUUUGUCAAGUUGUGGUCUAAGUGAUGAUAACUUUCUCAUCUCAGCUAUUUCAAUUACGAAUUCUUCAUCUUCUCUUGCCUCGCUUGAUCUCUCCUCAAAUCUGUUGAAAUCAUCAUCCAUAUUUUACUGGCUCUUCAACUCCACUACCAAUCUUCGUACACUUCAACUUUAUGAUAACAUGUUGGAAGGUCCCAUUCCUGAUGGAUUUGGGAAAGCAAUGAACUCUCUUGAAGUUCUUUACCUCUCUCGUAACAAACUGCAAGGUGUGAUUCCAUCUUUCUUUGGGAACAUCUGCACAUUGCGGAAUUUAGACCUCUCAAGUAACAAAUUGAGUGGGAAUAUUUCUAUCUUUUUUCAGAAUUCAUCAUGGUGCAACAGACAAGUGUUUCAGAAUUUGGAUUUAUCCCAUAACAACAUUACAGGCGCGAUACCUAAAAGCAUUGGAUUGCUAUCUGAGUUGGAGUACUUGUCAUUGGAUGGAAAUUGCUUGGAGGGUGACGUCACUGAAUCCCAUCUUUCCAGUUUUUCCAAAUUAAGGUACUUAUUUUUGUCAAAUAACUCAUUGUCUGUAAAAUUUGUCCCUACUUGGGUUCCACCUUUCCAGUUACAAAAUUUGGGACUAAGAUCUUGCAAGUUGGGUCCUAGUUUUCCUAGUUGGCUCCAUACUCAAAGUUCGUUAAGUGACCUCGAUAUUUCCGACAAUGGGCUUAAUUACGUACCGGAUUGGGUUUGGGACAACUUGCAAAAUAUGAGAACAUUGAAUAUGUCUCACAACAAUCUCAGUGGUCCGAUUCCUAAUAUAUCAUUGAAGCUUCACUAUGCACCAUCGGUAAUUCUAAAUUCAAAUCAGUUUGAAGGCAAAAUUCCAUCGUUUUUACUACAAGCUUCAAAAUUGAGGCUUUCUAACAAUAAAUUCUCAGAUCUGUUUUCAUUCAUAUGUAACCAAGGCAACUCCGAAAUGUGGAUUUUAGAUUUGUCAAACAAUCAACUGAAGGGACAGCUCCCUGACUGUUGGACAUCUGUAGAUCGGUUACGGUAUCUUGAUUUAAGCAACAAUAAAUUGUCAGGGAGGAUUCCUUUGUCUAUGGGCAGCCUUGUUGAAUUGAAAGUCUUGGUUUUACGAAACAAUAACCUGACAGGUGAAUUAGCUUCGACCUUGAAGAAUUGCAGCAAUUUAAUUAUGUUGGAUGUGGCUAAAAAUAUGUUGUCCGGCCCCAUACCAUCAUGGAUCGGAGAAAGUAUGCAACAGUUGAUAAUCUUGAACAUGCGAGAGAAUCACUUUUCUGGAAAUCUUCCCAUUGAACUCUGUUAUUUGAAGUAUAUUCAAUUAUUGGAUCUUUCGAAUAAUAUGUUAUCAAAAGGAAUUCCAUCAUGCUUAAAGGAAUUGACUGCCAUGUCUAAAAAGGGCAUCGACACACCUGUCACUCUAAAUCGUAUGUAUUUCAUAUAUAUCCCUUAUAGUAAAAUUUAUGACAAUAUUUAUGGGGAAGAGUAUCCCUUUACCAUAAGCUUGAUAUGGAAAGGUGUGGAACAGAGGUUCAAGAAUCCAGAGUUAAUUAAGGGCAUUGAUCUUUCAAGUAAUAAGUUAACGGGUGAAAUACCAAAAGAGAUUGGAUAUUUGGCUGGGUUAGUUUAUUUGAACUUAUCAAGAAAUAAUCUGAGUGGAAAAAUUCCUUCAGAGAUAGGAAAUUUAAGUUCACUGGAAUCCCUUGACUUAUCAAGAAAUCAAAUCAGUGGAGGAAUUCCUCUUCCUCUAUCCGAAAUUGACUAUCUAGGCAAAUUAGACUUGUCACACAAUUUUCUUUCUGGAAGGAUCCCAUCAGGAAGACAUUUUGAAACCUUCGAUGCAUCUAGUUUUGAAGGAAAUAUGUACCUUUGUGGUGAGCAACUUAACAAAAGUUGUUAUGGAGACGGAGAUCAAACAACAGGAAAACUUUCGGAAGCCGAAGCAAUAAAUGAUGAAGAUAGUGUUUUCUAUGAGGCAUUGUACAUGAGCAUGGGGAUUGGAUACUUCACUGGAUUUUGGGGCUUAUUAGGACCAAUACUACUUUGGAGUUCUUGGAAAAAUGCUUAUCUGGACUUCUUAAACAGAUUGACAAUCGGUAUGUAUGAACAAUGUGGCAAGUGUAGGUGA